UGCAACCAAGUGAACAAAGAGAUUAACUUCCACUGUGGCAACACAUUGUUAAAUGCUUGGCAGAAUAGAUGGGCUCACCUGACAAACUCUAAUUUCUACUCUACAAGAGACUGAAAGGCGUCCUUGAUCACAAUGAGCACAGAAAGGGGCGAGCAGGUCACUGUUGAUACCCACUACACUACAAUCCACACACUGGGUCUGCAAAAUGAGUCCAGGCGCCUACGCUACAUGCAAAAAGAUGGCAGGUUUCCUGUGGUUUUCCAGAAGGCUCCUGGAGAAUGGAGCCCAUACUUCAUGGACAUCUUUACUACUCUUGUAGAGACCCGCUGGAGGGUGAUGUUCCUCAUCUUUUCCCUCUCUUACAUCCUCUCUUGGCUCUUUUUCGGCCUCUGUUAUUGGCUCAUUGCAUAUGUACACGGGGACGUUGACGAUGUAAAUAACGCACCCUGUGUGGAAAAUGUUCGUGGCUUCACUGGAGCCUUCAUGUUCUCAAUGGAGACCCAGGCAACUAUUGGCUAUGGCUUCAGGGGGAUGACUGAGAACUGUAUGGUAGCCAUUGUUGUGGUGACAGUUCAAGAUGUAUUCAGCUGCCUCCUUGACACUAUUGUCAUUGGUAUUGUUGUUGCUAAAAUGGCAUCUGCACGUAAGAGAGCUCAGACAGUAGGUUUUAGCAGCUGUGCAGUGGUCAACCUGCGAGACGGGGUUCUAUGUCUGUCAUGGCGACUUGGAGACUUAAGAGGUAAUCACAUCCUGGACGGUGUCGUUAGGGCCAUGUUAGUCCGCUAUGUGAAACAGCCACUUGGGUCUAUUGUAAUGUUAUACCAGGACCUGGAUAUCCAGAAUCGAGACAUUGUCCUCGCCACACCAGCCACUAUUAUUCACAAGCUAGAGCCUGGAAGUCCCCUCUACAGCCUGGGCCCUGAAGACCUGCUGAAGGAUGACUUUGAGCUGGUGGUUUCUUUCACCUACACCGGUGACUCUACAGGUAUGCUCCACCAGACACGAAUCUGCUACAUGCCAACAGACAUCCGCUGGGGUCAGUGCUUCCAGGACAUGAUAAAAGUGGGCAAGAAGCGCUACAAGGUGGACUACGCUCUGUUCAACAACACCACUUGGGUGUCUGUACCCAUGCUCAGUGCAGAAGAGUAUGACAGGGGCAGAAAUCCUGUAGAGGGCAGUCAGUCCCAGAGUCCUCUUUUUGCAUCAGUCAAGAGAAACAAACACACUGACAUGAAUCCUGAUGUCCUCGAAGAAGCCAUGCAGCACACCUGUUUGUAGCUUAACCCGAAUUAUAAGCAUUGUAUGGUGGAUGUAUCCCCUAACGUUAAGUUUUAGGGAUGUAUAAUAGAUAAGAUGUGUUCUUGUAAAUAUAUUUAUAUGUGACUUCACAUACAGUGUUUAUGUUUCUAUUCUUUAUUCUUUAAUAAAAUCUAUUACUACAAGUAAAACUACAGCAAUAUCAUAUAUCACAUGAUGUGUUGCCAGUUCUUGUUUGUUUAUUCACUUUGUAGCUCUACACCACCACCUAGUGUUCAAUGAGUACACUCACCAUCACUCCAGCAGUG
Messenger RNA from Larimichthys crocea (large yellow croaker), 1565 nucleotides. RefSeq names its product inward rectifier potassium channel 16. Gene Ontology annotation, molecular function: inward rectifier potassium channel activity. Bases 133 to 1278 code for a protein of 381 amino acids. The transcript has 2 exons. The record is from RefSeq and is a predicted model, not a curated record. Gene Ontology annotation, biological process: regulation of monoatomic ion transmembrane transport; potassium ion import across plasma membrane. NCBI's taxonomy places the organism in Eukaryota, Metazoa, Chordata, Actinopteri, Sciaenidae. Gene Ontology annotation, cellular component: plasma membrane.